AUGACGGUCUCCAUGACGUAUCCUGUGCGUGCUUUUAAAAUCAUUUACGUUCUUCACAGGCUUGGUUUGCUGGAACAAGUCAAGGCCAACCCCAAGCGGGCUGCGCUCGUAUUUCUUGUUCCUCAUUCUGGUUUAAAGGGCUUUGAACGACAAGAUAUCAUCUCGGAUGGGGUGUCGCCACAUUCGAUCAAAGACAUACAUGACAUUGGACCCGCUGCAGUGAAAACGUUUGCAGAUAAGUACGGCAUCAAAACAGUUGACAAAUUGAAGACAGCAGUGGACCUCUUUAAGCAAGAAAAAGUCAAGAUGAAAGAGAAGAAGCACCGAUCCGAUUGGUUACGCGCCGUGAGGAGUUGGGGGAAGCAUGUAGAGCUGAACAAAACCGAGAACAUCGCAAUGAUGAAAAAUAUCCCCCAAUAUAUUUCGCCGUCUGAUUAG
Messenger RNA from Phytophthora infestans T30-4, 438 nucleotides. RefSeq lists its product as uncharacterized. The record is from RefSeq and is a predicted model, not a curated record. The transcript has a single exon. NCBI's taxonomy places the organism in Eukaryota, Oomycota, Peronosporomycetes, Peronosporales, Peronosporaceae. Bases 1 to 438 code for a protein of 145 amino acids.